Messenger RNA from Mugil cephalus (flathead mullet), 1062 nucleotides. Its product is annotated as lens fiber membrane intrinsic protein-like. NCBI's taxonomy places the organism in Eukaryota, Metazoa, Chordata, Actinopteri, Mugiliformes, Mugilidae. Gene Ontology annotation, cellular component: plasma membrane. Bases 16 to 816 code for a protein of 266 amino acids. Gene Ontology annotation, molecular function: structural constituent of eye lens. The transcript is spliced from 5 exons. The record is from RefSeq and is a predicted model, not a curated record.
AAUGUACAUGGUCACAUGUACUAUGGCCUCUGUAGUGUCUCAUUCAAGUACAUCCCACACAGCGGAGACUCACGGCGGCAAUGGAUUUUGCUUUCAUCGACAAAAAAGCCCGGGGGACAACUUUUGGUUGGAGUAUUGUCCGGGACUCUCUCUCUUUCCCCCCAAGUGAGCGACAGCACUCUUUCACUUUUGCCCUCGGCCCGUUUCUAUCUUUACCUCUGGAAGGGAGACAGUAGAGAGGGUGCAUUUCCAGAAACAAGUUUUUCCACAGCUGCCCCUUUAUCUCAGCUCAAGAUGUACAGCUUCAUGGGAGGGGGCCUGUUCUGUGCCAUAGUGGGCAAUAUCUUGUUAGUGGUCUCCACUGCAACUGACUACUGGAUGCAGUACCGUCUCUCUGGAAACUAUGCCCACCAGGGUCUGUGGAGGUACUGCAUGUCCAACAAGUGCUACAUGCAGACGGACAGCAUAGCUUACUGGAAUGCCACCAGGGCCUUCAUGAUCCUGUCGGGGAUGUCGUGCUUCGCAGGCAUCAUUGCUGGCAUCAUGUCCUUUUCCCACUUCUCCUCCUUUGAAAGGUUCAACCGCUCCUUUGCUGCAGGAAUCAUGUUUUUCGUCUCCACUUUCUUUGUUCUGCUGGGUAUGGCCAUCUACACCGGAGUGACAAUCAACUUCCUGGGAAGGCGCUUCGGUGACUGGCGCUUCUCCUGGUCCUACAUACUGGGCUGGGUGGCCAUGCUCAUGAACUUCUUUGCAGGUAUUUUCUACAUAUGCGCCUACAGAAUGUGUGAAUGCAGGAGAGGAACCGGCCCACGCUAGAGGGACACGGACAGCUUGUUGGGGAAAAUCAGAGGACAAUGAGCCUUUGAGCAGAAGACGAGCAGAAUGCACCAAGGCAGCUCUGACUGAUCUACUGAAGAGAUGACGUCUGAAGGCUAUACUGGAAGUCUCUGAUGGUCUGCUUGACAUGUUUUUUAAAAGUCACUGAAAUAUGGAUAUUGGUUUCUUUUUUUUAGGACUAGUCGUGAUCAUAGCACAGAGGGAAAAUAAAAUGAAUAAAACCAA